AUGGUCAAUGCAGGAGACAUGAAUGGUUCUGGCAACCUGAUGGAUUUUCUGGACGAGCCUUUCCCCGACGUUGGGACUUACGAAGAUUUCCACACCAUCGACUGGCUGCGGGAGAAAUCACGUGACACUGACCGCCAUAGAAAGAUUACAAGCAAAAGUAAGGAAUCCAUAUGGGAGUUCAUCAAGAGUUUGCUGGAUGCCUGGUCAGGAUGGGUUGUAAUGCUUCUCAUAGGACUACUGGCAGGCACAUUAGCCGGAGUGAUAGAUUUAGCUGUGGAUUGGAUGACAGACCUGAAAGAGGGUGUCUGCCUGUCUGCCUUCUGGUACAGCCACGAGCAGUGCUGCUGGACGUCUAAUGAAACUACAUUCGAUGACAGGGACAAAUGUCCCCAGUGGCAGAAAUGGUCUGAACUUCUUGUAAGCCAGUCUGAGGGUGCAAGUGCUUACAUUCUAAACUAUUUUCUAUACAUUAUGUGGGCUCUAUGUUUUGCUUUCCUGGCAGUCUCCCUGGUCAGAGUAUUUGCUCCCUAUGCCUGUGGCUCUGGAAUCCCAGAGAUAAAAACCAUCUUGAGUGGGUUCAUUAUUAGGGGCUACCUGGGAAAGUGGACUCUUUUAAUCAAAACAGUCACCUUGGUUCUGGUGGUAUCUUCAGGCCUCAGCCUUGGGAAAGAGGGGCCGUUAGUCCACGUGGCCUGUUGCUGCGGAAACUUCUUCAGCAGCCUUUUCUCAAAGUACAGCAAGAAUGAAGGGAAGAGGAGAGAGGUGCUCUCGGCUGCAGCUGCUGCAGGAGUUUCUGUUGCCUUUGGGGCUCCGAUUGGAGGUGUGCUUUUCAGUCUGGAAGAGGUCAGCUACUACUUUCCUCUAAAAACCCUCUGGAGGUCAUUCUUUGCUGCUCUCGUGGCUGCCUUCACGCUGAGGUCCAUCAAUCCUUUUGGAAACAGCCGUCUGGUCCUGUUCUACGUGGAGUACCACACCCCCUGGUACAUGGCUGAGCUCUUCCCCUUCAUCCUGCUCGGUGUCUUCGGCGGCCUGUGGGGGACCCUCUUUAUCCGAUGCAACAUCGCCUGGUGCAGGAGGCGAAAAACCACCAGACUGGGGAAAUACCCAGUCCUGGAGGUUAUAGUGAUAACAGCUAUCACCGCCAUCAUCGCCUACCCCAACCCCUACACCCGGAGGAGCACCAGUGAGCUGAUCUCGGAGCUCUUCAAUGACUGCGGUGCCCUGGAGUCCUCACAGCUCUGCGACUAUAUCAAUGACCCAAACAUGACCCGGCCGGUGGAUGAUAUUCCCGACAGACCUGCUGGUCCUGGAGUCUACACUGCCAUGUGGCAGCUCGCCUUGGCUUUGGUGUUUAAAAUUGUCAUCACGAUAUUCACUUUUGGCAUGAAGAUCCCUUCAGGUCUUUUCAUUCCCAGCAUGGCUGUUGGAGCCAUGGCUGGCAGGAUGGUUGGGAUCGGAGUAGAGCAGCUGGCAUAUCACCAUCAUGACUGGAUUGUCUUCAGGAACUGGUGCAGACCUGGGGCAGACUGCGUCACGCCAGGACUUUAUGCUAUGGUGGGAGCGGCAGCUUGCUUGGGUGGUGUUACCCGAAUGACGGUCUCUCUGGUGGUGAUUAUGUUUGAGCUAACUGGAGGCCUGGAGUACAUCGUACCUCUUAUGGCUGCAGCUGUCACAAGCAAGUGGGUGGCAGACGCCUUUGGGAAAGAAGGGAUCUAUGAAGCUCACAUUCAUCUGAACGGCUACCCAUUUCUGGAUGUGAAGGAUGAAUUCACCCACCGAACCCUGGCAACUGAUGUCAUGAGACCAAGGCGUGGGGAAGCUCCUCUCUCUGUUCUGACGCAGGACAGCAUGACGGUGGAGGAUGUCGAGACACUAAUCAAGGAGACUGACUACAAUGGCUUUCCAGUAGUGGUUUCAAAAGACUCAGAAAGACUUAUUGGAUUUGCACAGAGACGAGAGCUGAUUCUUGCAAUAAAGAAUGCAAGACAGCGUCAGGAUGGGGUGGUGAGCAACUCCAUCGUGUAUUUCACUGAAGACCCCCCAGAACUGCCACCCAACAGUCCCCAUCCACUGAAGCUGCGGCGUAUUCUCAACCUGAGCCCUUUCACUGUCACUGACCACACACCAAUGGAGACUGUGGUAGAUAUUUUCCGGAAACUCGGACUCCGGCAGUGUCUUGUCACUCGCAGUGGGAGGCUGCUGGGUAUCAUAACUAAAAAGGAUGUAUUAAGACAUAUGGCUCAAAUGGCAAACCAGGACCCUGAAUCUAUCAUGUUUAACUAG
This is a messenger RNA of Pelecanus crispus (Dalmatian pelican), 2283 nucleotides long. It is a transcript of the gene CLCN4, whose product is annotated as chloride voltage-gated channel 4. Gene Ontology annotation, biological process: chloride transport; transmembrane transport. Lineage: Eukaryota; Metazoa; Chordata; Aves; Pelecaniformes; Pelecanidae. Gene Ontology annotation, cellular component: early endosome; synaptic vesicle; Golgi apparatus. Gene Ontology annotation, molecular function: voltage-gated chloride channel activity. The record is from RefSeq and is a predicted model, not a curated record.